Rhineura floridana is the source of this 3708-nucleotide messenger RNA. RefSeq names its product LIM domain and actin binding 1 (gene LIMA1). The transcript has 11 exons. Gene Ontology annotation, molecular function: actin filament binding. Gene Ontology annotation, cellular component: plasma membrane; actin cytoskeleton. NCBI's taxonomy places the organism in Eukaryota, Metazoa, Chordata, Lepidosauria, Squamata, Rhineuridae. The record is from RefSeq and is a predicted model, not a curated record. The coding region runs from base 128 to 2440 and encodes 770 amino acids. Gene Ontology annotation, biological process: actin filament bundle assembly.
GUGGCUAUCUCAGGUUCUUUACGAUUGGAGUUGAAGGUGCGCUGUUGCAAAAGCAACAGGUGCGCGUAGCUGAGAAAGGUUUGGUGAGGAGCGGCCGUGGAAAGUCGAGUUACUGCUGCAUUUCAAGAUGGAGCCGCCCCCGUUUAACAGAAGGCAAUGGACUUCACAUUCUCUGAGGAUCACUGCCAAAGAGUUGUCUCUUGUCAACAAGAACAAGUCAUCGGCUCUCAUGGAGAGGUUCUCGAAAUAUCAGAAGGCAGCUGAGGAAGCGACUGCAGAGAAAAAAAGAAGUAACACAGAGAAUCUUCCUCCUCAUUUUAAAAAGGGAACCCUCAGCGUCUUAAAGAAGAAGUGGGAGAAUCCAGUGCUGGGGACGGAGGCUCGGAAGGAAGUGUUACGAAGCAGCUGUGCUGAGGUCAGGCAGAAGACUGUCAGCCCCCGUGGUGGAAUUGAAAGCAGCCCUGCUUCCCUAGCAGAAACUGACAAAAGCCCAGGGAUUGGUCCUGGUUCGCGACUCCAUUCCUCUUCCGGCGUGAUUGGCCUGUUCAGAUAUCCCAGUAUUGACAGCGAAGAGGUGAAAGGCCAUUUGCCCGAGAGUGGGAAAAUGGAAAAUUGUCUUAGAGAAUCCAGACAAGAAGUAGUAAAGCCCGAGACCAAUGAAAACCCCGAUUCUUCAGGGAAAAUAGAGAAAUGUAGUGUUCCUCUGAGCAGGCUAAAGAUGAUGUUUGAGAGGGGGGAUGCAAGCCAGACAAAGGCUCUUCAUGACCAAGGCAGGGCUGCUGGUGCUAGGAGAAUCUCGGAGAACAGCUUUUCUUCGGAGGACUUUGACUUCAGUUCUGGAGAAAAAAGCUACAAUGUCUCAGGUCAUCCACUCUGCACCUCUCCAACAUCAAGCCUGGACAAACCAGAGAGCAGGAGGAACCAGGAGAUGACUCGCUUGUCAGAAACAUCAAUCAAGGAUAGGCUUGCUAAAUACCAGGCAGCUGUGUCCAAACAGGGGAGCUCAAGCAGUCAUGUGAAUGAGAUUCAAGCCAGUGAAAGCGAAGACAAGAACUACGAUUGGGAACAGAAGGAGAACUUACCACCAUCCUCUGAAGAUUUGUUUCCCCAGCAGGAUGGGGAGAAGAUUUCCAUUGUAGAUGGUCUGAAUUCCAAUCUCUGUGAAGAUGGCACUGUUGGAUUAAACUUCCAGAAAGAAACUGAAACCCUGAGGUCUGCCUAUGCCAAACAACAAAGCCCUGAUUCUAGAGCAUCAAGCCAGACUGAUAUGUCUCCCCCAAAAGCAGUGAAGAAGUUCCAGUUGCCAGCAAAGGAAACAUGUGUUGCAUGUAAGAAGACUGUGUAUCCAAUGGAGCGCCUCUUUGCCAACCAGCAAGUGUACCAUGUCAGCUGCUUCCGCUGUUCUUACUGCAACAGCAAACUCACUCUUGGAACAUAUGCAUCUCUACAUGGGAAUGUUUACUGCAAGCCUCACUUUAACCAACUCUUUAAAGCCAAAGGCAACUACGAUGAAGGUUUUGGGCACAAGCCACACAAGGAACUGUGGGUAAGCAAAAACGAGAACGAGGAAUCCCAGGAGAAACCUGCCUAUGUUGGAAAUGCUGUGGAAGGCCCUGCAAGUCCAGGGGUAGAAGAUUCUCCGAUUGCAAAAGUUGGGAUUCUGGCAGCUAGCAUGGAAGCAAAAGCUGCUGGUUUGCUUGAGAAGGAAGAGAGGCCUAUGGAAACCAAGAAGCUGAAGAUUGCCUGGCCACCUCCUACUGAACAAGGCAGCCAAGGAAGCCUUUUGGAAGAAGGUAUUAAAGUGCUGAAGCCAAAGUGGCCCCCAGAAGAUGAGGCCGGUAAGCCAGAACAUCAGGAAGAUGUGGACCAAGACCUUAAGAAGCUGCGAAGGACAUCUUCACUAAAAGAAAGAAGCCGGCCAUUUACAGUAGCUGCCUCAUUUAGAACAGUAUCUGUUAAGAACCAUAGAACUGAAAACAUGUCCCCUCCCAAAGCUGAGAGGAAUAUGGUCAGACAAAAGGAGGAACUGACACCGAACCCAGCUCUAGAAAACAAGCCAGAGGGAGGAAGCAAUAUAGCUGAUCCUGGUGAUGUUCCAAAUGUUGCUGAGGAAGAUAAAGAGCUGGAUGAGGGGAAACGAGAAGCAAGAGGUGAAGAGAGCUUAGUUGAGAAUGGCCAGGGGAGUGGUGACACUGAUGAGGAAAAAGAAAAUGCUGCAGGGGAGCAAGCAGCACUGGAUAAAGAAGCCCUGUUUCAUAUGUCCCCUAACCACUCUGUCUUGAAUUCAACAACUGCAAAAGAAUUAUCUGCUAGUCCAAAUUGUAAAUCCCAAGAUGUUGGGUUUUUUGAAGGCGAAGACCUAGAUGAAUUGACUGUAGAAGAGCAGAUCAAGCGGAACAGAUACUAUGGUGAAGAGGAGGAAGACGAGGAACAAAUUUGAUUCUUUCUAUUAAAGGAUUUAACUGCAGGGUGCUGGGCCUUAAAUUAGUGUGUUUGGUGUUUGAGGGUUUUUUUUCCAAAAGUGGCUGCCCUUUUUGGAAGUGAUACUGUACUGCAGGUUGAUGCAUAAGGGAACCAUAAAGACUUCCUCUGAUCUGAAUUUUAUAGGAAAGAUCAUUGGAAACCUGCAAAAAUGUUACCAAUUUUGUGAAAAUGGAAUAAUAUGCAUAAAGUUGGUGUGGGAACAGCUGCUGCCUUGAUUGAGCAAAAACUACUCUUCUGAAUUCCAUUUUGUAACCUGGUCACUUAAAUGGCAUAUUUAUUCCUUUCUGCUCUUUUGGUAGUUCAGACAUUUUUGCAGGAUGUCAUUACACUCCCCAAAGACGAACUGCAGAAGAGAGGGCUGUUUGAGAUACACUACUAUUACCACUCAACAAUGCUACUGCAGUGCUUGGGGACCAGUUCUAAAGGCUCUUGGGGACCACUUUAAAUAGCGAUGACUGCACUUUAAUAAUGUAUGUGUAAAGGCACAAAAUAUACAUUUUUAAUAGAGAAAACACUAAAUAGAUGUCCAAUAAUGACAGUAUCUGAAAUAAGCAGUCAGCAGCAUGAUUUUAUGGGGAAGCUGUGUUUACUUGUCAAUGAUCGGGAGAGAACUAUCUUUGCACUUUGCUCUUUUUGUAUACAAUUCUUCUUGUGAAUUGGGGCUCAGGCAAAUCUGAGUGUGUGAUUUUCUCAUACCUGGACGUAUGGCAUUUUGAUUUCAAAGAGUAGUGCUGAGAGAAGGACUGUAUUGAGAGUAAAGUUUCUUUCUGCAGGGUAUAACUACAUACAUUCCAUGUUUGUUUUCCUGAAUAAUCUUUCCUACUUGAGGCUUUAUUUCUCCUUUUUCUGCAAAUGGUAUGAAUUAUGCAAUUCUAUGUGUACCCCAACUGCCAGAUUUAAGAAUCAGCAUGAAAGAUGCUGCACACAAUAUUCUCCACAAUGAUAAAACAGACAAAACAGUGGGAAUUUCUUGGGACUGAUUCCUAGCAUUUUGGUUUUAGCGCUUUUCAACUUGACUGCAUGUAUUUUAUCAAUCAUAUUAUUUUGAGCUGGGUUAAAGGAGUUACUUAAAUAGUUUUUAAUCUUUUUGUAAUGUAUUCACUUAAAUUAGCUCUAACUAUAUUUUAGAGUUGUAAAAUAUUCCACUUUCUUACCAAUCUUGCUAAGUAUGAAACAUUUUAUUCAAUAAAGACUCUUGUCAUUUUUAUUGUUGGAAGCUUCUAA